Molecule: messenger RNA, 1368 nt
Organism: Liolophura sinensis
Lineage: Eukaryota; Metazoa; Mollusca; Polyplacophora; Chitonida; Chitonidae
Product: 2-amino-1-hydroxyethylphosphonate dioxygenase (glycine-forming)-like
Exons: 4
Coding region: 61-654 (197 amino acids)
Source: RefSeq, a predicted model, not a curated record
CAUGUUAAUCAAGUUGACGUUGGUUCUCUAUGCCACGGACAACAAGGCGCACUUCUCAAGAUGGACUCGAGACGAAAAAGUGUGGACCAAGCGUUCAAAAUGUUCGAAGUUCACGGGGACAGUGAGUAUCUGGGAGAAGCAGUGUCCAAAACUCAGCACAGCUUACAAUGUGCCAGGUUAGCGGAAAAGGAGCGCAGAAAGCCUGAGGUAGUACUCGGGGCCCUGUUUCACGACAUCGGCCACCUGGUGGGACUGGACAAAGGAUUGGACAGGAUGGUGACGGGAGGUGUGGACCUGGGGGCCAAGAACCACGACACCGUCGGCGAAGAAUUCCUCAAGAACCUCGGCUUCCCGUCUCCUAUCACAGACUUUGUGAAGGGACAUGUUCAGGCCAAGAGGUAUCUGGUCGCGAAAAACAAAGAGUACUACAACAGCCUAUCAGAAGCUAGCAAGCUGACGUUGCUCCACCAGGGCGGGCCAAUGACAGAGGACGAGGCUCAGACAUUCGAGAAGCAUCCUCAAUUUGAGGACCUUGUGAAAAUGAGGACAUGGGAUGACCUAGCCAAAGACCCCGGAUGCGAGACUGAGCCGAUGGAAAAGUACCAAGAAAUGGCGUACAACUACUGUACCAAUUAUGGCUCAAACUUCAUGUGAAACUUUCAGGAGACGGCGUUCUCCUAUACUGUACCAAGAUCCUCUAAGUGACACGAUGUCUUAUGAUGCCAAAAGCUUAUUUUUUUUUCAUCCAGACGCUUUGCGGGAAGAAAAUGAAUACAGGUGCUAGAAGUGACUACUUCCAGAUUCCUGAAAUUAACCUUUACAGUACAGAAGGCCUAUGUCUGGACUCAGUUUGUGGUCUUCAAAUCUCAAAGUGAGCAUUGACAUGUAAAACAGACUGAAUGACUGAAAGUAAAAGAGUUCAGACUGAAUGACUGAAAGUAAAAGAGUUUAUUUUCAUUGUACCACUAAGAAUAAUUUCUUGCGCUUUUUUUAGUUUUAUCCUUCAGCAUUAGUGACAUGUCUUUCGGUUGACUGAAAAGUCACAGUGUAUGCUUCGCUUACACUCCACUUCGCACACAAAUUCACUUCUCACAAAACAGAGAAACCCACAUUUUCGAAGAAAUGUCUCCGUACUGCAUUUCACGAAAGUAGUCCGUAUGGCCUUUCAACUGGUUGUGCUACAGGUAUAUAUGCAUGAAAGUUAAUAUACACCCGUACAGACAACGGCUCUCCCAAUAGAAUUAAUAUGAACCAUGCAGGUUUUUUAAGCCACACAUAAGGUCAGUAACGGAUUUACAGCUCAAUUAGCCAAGUGACCGCUGGUCAAGAUUGCGAACGGCUGUCACAUUUCACAAAAUAAAAGUGUUU